Molecule: messenger RNA, 5700 nt
Organism: Malaclemys terrapin pileata
Lineage: Eukaryota; Metazoa; Chordata; Testudines; Emydidae
Exons: 30
Coding region: 1339-5457 (1372 amino acids)
Source: RefSeq, a predicted model, not a curated record
UAGUUCUUAUAUACAUCCUAGGAAUGGUGUAUUGUUUCAUUAGAUAUUCUUUGGAAAGUGUUUUGAUUACACUGGAUUAAGAUAGCACGGAAGUGCAAAGUAUUUUUACAAUAUUUAUCUGGUAGCAAACACUACAGUUGUUGUUUAGUUGGGAUUUCAUUAUAAACCCUUUUCAGUUGCUCACCAUUUUCUCAAAAAUGUUUCUUUUGUUGGACAUGUAGGGAAGUUUGAGUAAAAUCUAUAGACCUAUUUUUCAGUUAUGCAAGCAGGAAAAACAUACAAUCUGAACUGCAAGAAAACCUCAAUAUGCUAUUUGUGCACAUAUCUACAUUAGCAAAGACUUAACAUUCGAAACAAAACUAGAUUCUGCUAAUUUGUAAAAAAAAAAUUGGGUUAUUAGCAUUUAAAAAAAACUGCAUGCACAGUAAAACUUCUCACUAACAUUCAGAGCUAUUACGGAUAUAUUAUCUGUUGUCCUACGAUCAUAUUGUAGGGCUCGGUCUUGCAAAAACUCAUGUACUGUACUUCGUGUGUGUGAGUAAUCCAAAGAUCUGAAGUCAACAAGACCACUGAAUGUAUGAAGUUUCUCAUGCGUGGGUUUACAGGAUCAGGCCCUUAAUAUUUAUGUUGCUAAAACUGAUUAAUGUAAUUAGCAUUCUUGAUUUGGUGGUUUCUGACCUGCUCCUGCAAAAACUACCAGGACAAAGUAGUUCCUAUAUUGUAAGUAAUUCCAUUGUUUUAAUAGAGCACUAUGCUUAGUAGUACGGCUUUGCAGAAUCAGCCCAUGGCAGUUUACCUGUUUAGAGAACUUUAAAAAUAACUGCAUUUAUUAUUAAAUCAUACUAUAAAACACAUAGAAUGCAUAAUAUGGCUGACUUAAUGUUACUAUGAGAAUUCUUUUCAUUUCCUAAUUUAAGUGUUUAAUAGGCACCCUAAUGUUAUAUAUAUAUAUUAACAAACAUUUUGUAUUUUAAUUAAUAGAUCUUAAAUCUACUCUCUGAACACUGACCGAAACAUAAUUCCCUUUAAUUUUACUUUUUCAACAUGUCGGCUCCUCCUACUCAGGCCUGAGUUUAUGGGAUGCUCCCAGGUUUAUCAGAAAUGGUGUCCUGCAAACAGGUUCUGAAGCCACCUGUCUAGUCUGCAAAACAUCUAUCUGUCCCAGUGUGGUGAUGACCUGGCCUGACACCAUCACAUCAGAAUGUCACCCUGCUGCUCUGGGAUGGCACCACUGCUGAGUUCCUCCCAAGGCAAAGACACUGAUGCCAGGUUUUUCAGCAUCAUAUAAUUAAGAAGUUCUGCAUAAAGCUGACGAGCACGUAAGGAAAUCUGAGUCUGAUGAAAAUAUCACAUGAAAUGGAUAAAGUUGGAGGAACAUCUGGACAUGCAAGGAUAAGAUUAUGUAGAAACCAUCAGACUUUGGAUGUAUCUUGGUUAAAUUCUAGCCUACAAGAGACAUUAUUACCAGGAAAACCAUGGCAUAAGGUUUUAGACAAACUUGGAGCUGCUCUUGCUGAUGACGUGAAACAGCAACUAAGAAAUCCUGAACAACGACAAAUGGUUUUCUGUCUUCUUGGCCAGCAUUUUGUUAAAAAAUAUUUUAAUGAGUGUCCUAAUCAACCUAGUCUACUAUCUUCCACAAACAUGAGUGAGAUAGAUCAGAAGAAGUUGGAAGAAGAUACAAGGAUUUGGCUGAAGCAACAGUGCUUAAAAGCUGCAGAACGCAUUAGCUGUCAGUUCAGACUUGAUAAUAACUCUGACAGACUGGCUCCCGAAAUGGUGCAUUUUCUUAAUGAUACCUACAACAUAGUAGCAGCAGAGAUGGAAUUGUUAUUGGCUACACAUGAGGCAUGGAAAAAGGCAGAAGAUUCACAUAAGGAUCUACCUUCAUCGGAGUGGAAUUCUGAUCCGACAUCAGUAGCUAAAAAAAGGCCAAAUUCUGUUGAAAGCAAAGACCUCAAUUUAGCCAUAUACGGAGGAUCUGUUUUCCAAUUAAAUGAAAAAGACAAGAUGCAUAUUGGUUCUGAGAUACCCUCACCUAUUCUAAAUUGCUCAGCAAGUGAUAUACUGGGAGACUCAAUCUGUGCCAUAAUCUCAUUAGAUUAUGAUAGUAUGUUAACUGUGUGUGAAAGGCUAAGUGGAAAAUUACUUCCAAAGACACUUCGACAGUUUAUCUGGACUGAUAAACUUCUAAAAGCGGAUGCAAAAGUUGACAAGUUUGAAAGAAUAGCAAUUCUCGAAAGAGAAGCUAGAGUGAAGUUUGGACAAACAGUGGCACACCGAAUUACUAAACUGAAAAUUAGAAGUGCCACCCGAUCACCAAUUUCAGGCCUUAUUGAAAAUGCAGUUGUGGAGAAAUAUGAAAAGACACCCUGCAUGCGUUCUUUUGCCACAAAUGAACAAAUGAUUUCAGAGACCAGCAAAACCUUAAAUGUCCUCUAUGUUUUCAAUGGCACAUAUGAACCCUACCUAAUCUAUUGGCUUUUUCCUUUGCAAAUGGCAUUUAAGCAAAUAAUGCCGACAGGUGAACAUCCCUAUGAAUUGGCUAUGUACCUACAUUUCCUACAUCAAAACUUAUUCCCAUCAUGGACAGAGAUCUUUGCAAUGGCUGAGUGGAUGAUGAGCCUUCUGAAGAGCGAGGACAUUGAAUUCUUCACUCAUCUUCAACAGUGUUUCAGAAAGAAUUUUGCAGUUGACCCAAAAGAUUUCCUGGUGGAGUUGAUAGUUCGAGAAAGAGAGAGAGGUCAAGAACUCUACACAGCAACAGACAGAUCUGAGCAAAACAAACAUCUAACCAAGGAAUUACUGGCAAGCCCAGUCAUUUUCCUCAGAAAGUGGAUGGGUGAAGGCUUUGUGAGUAUACUGGAUUUUCCUGCAGUGUUGUUGAUUUGGGAUCAAUUGUACAUGCAAGAUUGGAAUAAAAAGGUGAUGGAGAAUUUCUGCCUCUCAAUCCUUAUGCUGUUAAAGGAUUCACUAAUGGCUGCCAAUGAUUAUCCAGCUAUAAGAGAGGUGUUUUUGUUCUAUGGUUGUCAUCUUCUUACAGCUGAUAUUCAGAGGGCCUGGAUUCAUCUUCAGCAAGGUGGUUUACCAUCUGACAUCCCUGGGCUUAGCAGGCAGAAUCAAAGGCCACUUGCUGAUCUGUCUCCAAGGCUCAGUUCAAUGGAAGUUGGAAAGGUUUCUCUUGGCUUCCAGGACAUCUUGCCAGUUGAAGUGAAGGAUGUUUUACUAAAGCUAGUUUUACCAGUACCACAGGUUGAGAUAUCACACACUGAAACUUGGUUGAAAGAGUUUGACCCUCUUGCUGUGGAGUUAACGGUUUCAGUAUUUUAUGGCCUUGAAAAACUGUGUUCCAAGACUAGCUCUUUUAAACCCUCUCUUGUACAGAAAACCAAAGGGAAAACAGCAAAUAAAAGUGAAACCACUGAAUUUACUGUUCAGUUCAAUGAAACAUUUGCCUUUGAUUCUCUGGAUCCAUCUGAGUUUAUAAAUAUGGCAGAAGCUAAACCCUAUAUUGUAUUACAAGUAGUUUACAAGUCUAAAGGCAAAGACUCACUGGCUCUCGGAUGGCAAAUGGUGGAUGUAUUUCAGCAAGAAACUACAAAUAUUAGAGCUAUCUGGACACCUAAAGAGUUUUCUACACUUGUUCCACUGCAUCCUGGGAAACUUCCUUAUAACAUUAUGGAUUAUACUUUGAAGCAUGUCUCAAAAGACUUGGCCCGGGGUCAUUCAAGUAUCCAGUUAACUGUUUAUGAUACAUCCAAGGAAAGACAUAGACAGAGAAACAGCCAAAUGAGAAGAAAAAGGCUUCAAGAAUCUGACUUUCUCUAUGUACCUUGGAUUCCAUAUAAUUCCUCUACCAUAUUACCAAGUCCUACAUCAUUAAACUGUCCAUUGGAUCUAUAUAUAGAUGCACUCCAUUAUAUCCCUGAUAAUGCAACAAUAACAAAGGUAACAGGGCAAAUCAAGAAUUCAGGGCUGAAUAGCUUGCCUGAUAUUAUGGCAUUUCCGCUUCCUAAUAGUUCAUCUCGAAAUCCAGAAUUCCAGUACCGAAUGGUCUUAAAUGGAGAUGAUCCAAAAGUAAUGGAUAUCAAGACAUGUGUUCUUCUUCAAGUUUAUACAGUGGAUGUAGAUUCUGGAGACCUUGUUAUAAUAGGAAACUCUGUGAUACGUGUGUUUAAUGAUGAUGGGAAGCUAAACGUAGGAGGAUUUCAAUUAAGACUGAGAGGAGGGAUGCCAACGAAGGAACCAGCAGCUUUUACACCAUCUGCAUUAAAUCCGUAUCCAGCCAUUCCCUGCUGCACUAUACUACUUCGAUUGUUACCACACACUCAGUUUUCAGUGCCUGCACCAAGCUACUUGAUGGGAUAUUACUUCUCAAAUGAUGCUAAGCCCAAUAAUUCAGAGCUAGAGGUUAUAUCCAGCUUUCAAAAGGACAACAGCUUCCCAAAACUUGUACAAGACAUGGCGAUACAUUUAAUUAACAAAGAACAAAGCAAAGUUACACUUGAUCAUUUGGAAGCCUGGUAUGUGGAAAGGUUGGAUGAAAAAAGACAUUCACGACCAGAACACUUUCCAAAAUAUAUCAAUAUACAUCACGCAGUUCGCUAUCGGCAGGAAGUAGGCAUCCGGAUAAAGGUCAAACAAGCCUUUGGACUUAAAGCUGGUGGAUAUUAUGUAAAUGUGUUAGCCAGAGUCCUUAAGGGAGCUACAAGCAUGCAUUUGCCUGAGUUACCUCAACAAUGGGCAGGAGAAGAAAAAUUUCUAACAAGCCAACUUGACUUUACAAGUCUACAGAGCUCACCACGGUGGACGGAUCCAUCUGUGGUGUUACACCCUUAUCUCGAUGAUCAUAGUGUGCUUUUAAUUCAAAUAUUUGGCCUGAAUGCUAUUUAUGUUCCGGAUCCAAGUGGACAGAGACCAGGAAAAGUAAUCUCUCACCCUGGUCAGAUCCUGGAGCUUAAUACACAAUCACAGUUAGGCUGGACUGCUGUUCCACUCUUUGACAGUGACUAUGUGAGGAGUGGUGUGCACAGUGCUCCGUUGUUUCAGGGUUCUCCAAGUGCAGAAUUUCUCCAGUCUGUAAUCUCUCAGCCAGUGAAGGAUGUUAUGGCUGAAGGUAUAAAGAAAAAGACAUUAAAACUUUUGCCAACUUUUGGCAGUGUUACUCUAGAGUUUUGGGAUGGUCAUUACUUUGAAGAGGAGCAUUAUGAGCUAACUGUUCUAAACAACCUUCUAACUGUUGCUAACACAAAGAAAUUUGUGGACACUCAAGCAAACAAGAGAGGCCAAGAGCUGUCACAGCUAGUUCUGCACAGUAUGGAUAAAAAAAUAAGAAAAUUGGGACGACAUAGCCCUGAAUAUUAUCAACAAGAGUAUUUUUACAAAGAAGCAAUGGGAAAUACUUUUUACAGUCUUGUGGAAAAAGUCCUCUUGAAUGCAGGUUAUGGUCAUCUAUGAACUAUCUUUUUGAGCUUUCCCCUCAAAGGUGAAGAAUAUUGGGUAUCAAAAUGAUCAAAUUCUUAAACCGGAUCAAACAUAUUUUCAAGCUCUACCUAAAACUAAGUAUACAUUAUGUGUAUUUUGCCUCCAUUUUAUAACUUACUGAUUUUUUAAAAAAUAUAAAUAAUAGAAUUAAGAAUCUUUUGUACAAAAAGCAUUUCUUCCUGCAUGUAUGGGGUAUAAAUUGUAUACAUCUUUACA